Molecule: messenger RNA, 1551 nt
Organism: Periconia digitata
Lineage: Eukaryota; Fungi; Ascomycota; Dothideomycetes; Pleosporales; Periconiaceae
Source: the annotation of a GenBank genome assembly
UCGCCCCAAACCCAUAGCAGCAUAGCGAUCGUCAUGGCAGACAGUAUGGAAGGUGUCGUGACGGAGGGGGAGCAACCCAAGACGGAGAAUGUUGAGCAGAAGACUGUCGCUGAUAUACGGGGUAACUUCACACUGCUCGAGCGCGCCGUGACCCAGUUCGAUUCUCGCUUCACUCUGCGGGCUCUCCGCUCGAUAUCAUCGCUCCGGAAGCGCCUGACCGAUCGCGUACUAUGUACCGUCAUCGUAUUGACAUACUCAUCAAGCAACGCCACUGGGCGGGUGCUCAUGGAGGCAGUCGGCAUGGACGGUGAGGCUAUAAAGAGUGUGGUGGCUCAGUACAAAGAGGAGAUCCAACAAAACAAAAGCAACACGAAGGAGCCAAUACCCGAGAUUGAUGUUUACAUAGCGAUCCUGAUCCAGGUGUAUCUCUAUGACCAAAAGGACCAUGAGGAAGGCGCUGAGUUCUCUACGCAGUUGGUGGACAAGAUUCGGGAGUUAAAUAGACGGACGCUCGACUCUCUGGCCGCGAAGGCUUACUUCUACUUCUCACUCUUCCACGAGGAACUCGACCCAAAGCCUCCAUCCAAGCAAUCCCCCGUUAUAGCUAUUCGCGGAAAGUUAUUGGGUGCUCUCCGCAGUUCCGUGCUCAGGAAAGAUUUUGAUACGCAGGCCUCCGUAACCACCCUGCUACUUCGAAACUACAUCUCCACAGCCGACAUCACCCAGGCCGAUCUUCUCGUUGCUCAGACACAGUUCCCUGAGAGCGCACCCAACAAUCAAGUCGCAAGGUACCUUUACUAUCUUGGACGCAUACGGGCGAUCCAGCUUUCCUACACCGAAGCACACGAACACCUCACUAGCGCUACCCGCAAAUCGCCAACGAACUCUGUAGCCACCGGUUUCUACCAGACUUCAAUGAAGCUUUUGAUUGUCAUCGAACUGUUGAUGGGUGAUAUUCCGGAGCGCGCUAUCUUCAGCCAACCACGCCUUGAACGCGCACUUGAACCCUACUUCCGUCUCGUGCAGGCUGUUCGCGUCGGAGAUCUCCAAGGUUUCCCGAAAGUUGUUCAGGCACACGCUUCUACUUUUCAUCGCGACGGUACCUACACGUUGAUCCUCCGCCUUCGCCAAAACGUGAUCACGACCGGUAUCCGCAUGCUGUCUCUCUCGUACUCACGCAUCUCGCUACGAGACAUCUGCAUUCGCGUUGGACUGGGGAGUGAAGAAUCGGCCGAGUACAUUGUUGCCAAAGCUAUCCGCGAUGGUGUUAUUGAGGCUACUAUUGACCACGAGAAGGGUUUCAUGCAGACGAAGGUGGCUGGUGACAUAUAUGCCACCCGUGAGCCUGGAGAGGCUUUCCACGAGCGUAUCCGCGCCUGCUUGACACUACAUGAUGAAUGCGUCAAGGCGAUGCGCUACCCUAUGAACCAACAUCGUUUGGAAUUGAAAAAUGCCCAGGAAGCCCGUGAUAGGGAACGCGAGCUUGCCAAGGAGAUUCAAGAGGGUGACAUUGACGACGAUGACGCAGCUGGUGAUUUCGAUGGGCUAUAG